This is a messenger RNA of Porites lobata, 6699 nucleotides long. Lineage: Eukaryota; Metazoa; Cnidaria; Anthozoa; Scleractinia; Poritidae. The record is from the annotation of a GenBank genome assembly.
AGCUCUGCCAACAUGGAGACAAACAAGGAUACAGAAACAAAAGUUAAGUACGGUGAUAGCUGUGAUUUUUGGGGGAAAAAGUCUUCUCGAAGGACAAAGGUCGUAAUUAUCGGUAGCUUGGGGGUGGUUUUGUUGCUGGGUGCUGUGAGUGUGUAUUUCGAAUGAGAAAGACGACUCCAACUCAUUUGGUAGAAGUCAAUCUCCAAGAAGGCGAAACUCUGACGUACAAAGUUGAGCAGCAGAUAGAAUUACAAGGGAACGAUGUACAAAAAGGCAAGUUGUUUUUCUUGGUUUUUAGCAUGCUGUUUUUUUGUCUUGCUUUUUCAGAGUUUGAGCGCGGUUCAUCUAAGAAUCUGCUCGAUUCAGUGUCUUUUUUUUUUACGCUAACAAUCCAAAUAUAGUUUUUGGUAGAUGAACGCCCACCACUACUAAAUUAUUUUGUUGGUUUGUUCUGUCACUGCAGCUACCAUUCAAGCAACGGUUGGCAUUCGAGUACUUAACAAGACGUCAGAGGAGUACUGGUUUCUAAUGAACUUUAAUCUGUCGUACUUGGAUGGGAAUGUAGACUUACCCUAUGUGAAAAAAGAAAAUGCUCACUUCCUUGUUCAUCUGCAAAUUUUUUCAAGGUGAAUCUACCUAAAAGAAAAUAAUAGGCUUAUCAGAGGAUAUGAAAUGUCAAUCUUAAUGGUUUUAGUCUCCAGAAUUUAAUAAGUAUUUAUCUGACUCAUGUUCAGCCCUUGUCGUUAGUCAUACCUCUUACUGGCAUACCCUUCCUAAAAUGUAUGUGUUAAACCGUGUGGUGACACAGUACUUAAUUUAAGGCUUAUGUCCUACUCUGUCCCCCAUCAUGGAACCCGCCUUGUCAUUCUUUACUUAGUCCAACGCUUCUAGGGAAGUAUCCGGGGGGGGGGGAAUCCCAUAUGAAACCGACGGGGAUGCUCGUCGUCUCGCUUAGGGGUGUAAAUUUUGGAUUUUGGUCUCGCUUAGGGUGUUCCAGGCAAAGCGCCAAUAUUUUAAGCCGCCAAGGUCUCGUUUAGGGUUCCGCGAAGAACUUGAGAUUUAUGACAAUGCUUUUAAAAACUACUUUUAGAUAAAAGCAUUCGAUGAUUAUGUCUUUAUAUUAUUAAAACUCAUUGCAUGUCGUAUUUGUGUGUUUUUAAGCGGUCUCUUUUAGGGGUCAAAAUUUGCUUAAGCCACGCCCAGAUUGGUCUCCUUUAGGGGUCACAAAAAGCUUGAGCCACGCCCAGAUGGUUCCUUUAGGGGUUAAAUUCAAAAUUUCCGACGAGCAUCCCCGUCUGUUUCAUAUGGGAGUCCCCCCCGGGGGGAAGUAUAAGUGAAUAGUCGAAGCCUUUGUCAAGGGAGCUUAAGCAACAACGACGGCAACGGCGACGGCUACAAAAAUGUCACUUGAAAAGUGAAGUCGCGCUCCUUCAAACUUUAUCGCGCCUGUUCUAUCUCAUUCAAUUCGUCAAAUCUGGCAAUUUUUUCUGGAGUUGAAUUCUAAAAGACUGUAUCAACGUUCAGAAAAUGAAGAAGAAAGUCGUUGCCUUGUGUUCACGUCAUCCAGAAAACGUAAAAUUAGGCACUUUCACGUCGUAGUCGUGCAGUGGCGGCAAAGAAUUGUACAAAAAAGCGCGAUGCACGUCCCAAGUUACUUUUUUUUAAUUGAUCUAAACCUAUUGUUUUUAUGCCGUUCUCGUUGACGUCGCCGUCGUCGUUGCUUAAGCUCCCAUUAUAUUCUCUUCUUAAUUCAACACUUCUUAGUAUAGUUUGACAAAUUGAAGAUCAUGUCGCCCUUUUCGGGGAGCGGUGGUUAGAAUCUUCUAUGAGAACGACGGAAUGCUCUUUGCACUUUUUUGAGGGAAAAUUUUUCCAUUGGUGGUAAAACUAAAACCUCGUUCCUAGAGUUCUCUCUGGGAACCCAGAUUGGCAAAAUACCUGUUGCAGCUACGUUGAAAAACCAAAAUACCGAGAAAUUGUUCCACCUUUUUUAUUUUAACAACGCAACUGUGUACGCAUUUGCAUUUCAGAACAAAAAAUAGCACAGAGAGCCAACUCAGUGAGUCGUUUGAAGUAUAUGGGAAAAGUCACACUACCGCGGAAUUCUUACGACUGGUGUAUAACAUUCUCAAGCAACUACUUCCAACAGUGCAACACGACCUCUACGAAGACGUGGAUGGAGAAAAACCAGAUUCACUGCUUCCCGAAGAAUCACCUUUGUUUCCUGGCCCCGUAAAAAUGCACCGCAAAGCAGAUACCACAAAUAAAAGCUCAGUUUCUAUCAAGAAUCAUUUCAGUCGUGAGGACUUUCAAGACUUGCCAACAGAAAUCGAUCUGGACCUGAAGUAUUCUGAUCAUGCCGUCAUUGACAAAAACAAGGGAGUAAUCAAAGAGAGUCACUCGAAUUUUACUCAACAACUAAAUUUUGGAGAACCAAUAAUCCACAGCCAGGGCGGUUUAAACGUCUCCAUGAUGAAAAUAACUCUAAUGAGCCAUAUUUCGCUUGUGGAAAUUAAGGCUUUCACAGACACCAAAAAUAUGAGCUUUCAAUUUUUCGUAAAGCUGGUUGUUCCAAAGAGCAGAGCUACCUUUUCUGUUUACGAAAAGUCGAACAGGGUCUCAGGGAACCCCAGUCAGACGCCUUUGAAUGUUUCCUCCCCAAGUCGUUCACGUAGAGCAGCAGCCAUUGAAGUUCCUUGGCAACAAGCGGGUACUCCAAACUUAAACGUUGAGCACCCAUUCACUUUGUUUGAGAAGAAAGUUAUCGGGAUCGAUGUAAAGGCAGAGGGAAUGGUUUGGUUACAUCGUAGUCAGGACGAAAUGGGAAUGGGAGUCCGUUUUGGCCUUAAAAUUGGAAGUGAAAAGCUCACUGUAUUUCACAAGAAUUACGAAAGAAGUGAGUUGGAGGACGAAGAUGCAACGCCGAUAAACCAUGAGUGGAGUGUUGGGAUAGUAAGUGUCUGCUUCUACAUCGCUUCUUAAUCAUUUGCUGCUGUUCUUAGGUGAUGCUUCAUUAUAAGUAUUGCACUCAAGUGUACUGAUUUAUUGAUCUUUCGUGUGCGCACAAGGUUCACACUAUAGUCAAUAACUCAACAAAAGAAAGCCAGGGUUAUUAAGUGAGUGAGUGAGUGAGGGGAGGGAGGAGAUUACUCCAUGCCAUACGCUCACAAUCAGCCAGUGAAUAACUGUAGUAACUUAAUGAAUGAACGAAGGAAAGAAAGAAAAAGUGAGCUAACGAACGAACGCACAAAUGAAUGAGUGAGUGAGUGAGUGAGUGAGUGAGUGAGUGAAUGAAUGAAUGAAUGAAUGAAUGAAUGAAUGGACUCAAGUGUAUUGAGGCAUGAAAUUUUUUUGAUAUGGAAGACCCCCGGCAGAGAUUUUAAAACAUCAAGCUUACUGCUCGUAAGAAUACAUUUGUUUCCGACAGAAGCUUAGAAGAAUUAACUUUUGACGUGAUUUUCCGCUCCUGAUGACGUCCCAAAACGUGUUUCUUCAAAUGGGGUACAAUUGAACAUUAAUAAAUUGAAACUUUUCGAUAUCAAAAUAGUCCAAAGAUCAUUUUUAACUUGAUUCCCCUUUUAAGGCGGUAUUCAUUGUAUACCUUAUGAGCAAGAAGUUCAGUGCACUUAGCUCCCAGUGAGAAGUGUAGUGCACUCUGAUGGUAUAGUAGAAUUCCGACUUUACUAACACUAGAGCCCCGUUAGCUCAAUGGUUAGAGCGUCCAAUCUAGAAUUCGGAGGUCAUGAGUUCGAUUCUUGCCUGAGGCACGAAAAUUUUUCGCAGCUUUCUGGCGCAUGGUUUCUCCUUCUUCCAAUAAAAAAAGUAGUGAUACCUCCAAGGGUGAAGCACUGUUUUUGUUUCAAGUCUGCAUGCUUCCCAGCAUUUUUUAUCUGAAAUGACCCACCCCUGCCAUUAAUAAUCAUUAGUAGUCGGGCCCCACCGGAAACGGAACAUGUGAUCCUUCCGCCAUUUUGUCUUUUUGCUGCCCAGACGACGACGCCCAUUUUUGGAUUGUGCUUUGCCACAGGCAGCCCAAUAACUAGUGCUUGUAUUGUAACUGCCCAUCUCACUUUAGGAGGGACGGUGCUUUUGGUGCAGAUUUAGCAUGUUUAGCACUACACCUUGUUCAUUCAGGCUACCUACUGCACGAAUCCCGAUGGAAAUAUAGUUAAAAUCAAUCCUCAUUCCGAUCAUGAUCCAGAGACUUCCUUAGAAGAUUACUUUCCAAAUAUGCCACACGAGCUCCGUGUUAGUGAAUAUGAAUAGAAAUGUCGUCUGGUUGCUAAACAUCGCUUUUCAUUUCCGAGGGUUUUGAUAUAAGUAAGGGUUUUAUCAAAAUCAAGAUUCUCUUCUAUCAUGGCUGACAGACUACCUAAACGAUCGAACUCAAUUCUCGGUAGUAAACGGCCAGCACUCAACUGUGCUAAACGUAACUUGCGGGAUUCCCCAAGGAUCAGUACUUGGCCCAACGUUGUUCGCCUUGUACACCAAUAACCUACCAAGUGCUAUUACCUCUGGCUCUGUUUUUAUGCACGCAGAUGACACCACCGUUUAUUGCAUCGGGGACACUGUUGAUAACACUGUCACUUCUUUAAAUAAAGCUUUAUCGGAACUGAACAGUUGGUGCCUAGAGAACUUCUUAACCCCUCACUCGGCAAAGUGCGAAGCUAUGCUGUUGAUGAGAAAACCGCACAUCGGGCCGCUAAAUUCUGUGACUAUUGGAGAGGAUCGGAUCGAGCGGGUGAAACGCUCUCGUCUUUUGGGCGUUACUAUCGAUGACAGGAUUUCCUGGUCACAUCACCUUACAGAUGUAAAAAAGAAUUUGUUAAACAAACUGAACCUCCUGAAAAGGAGUUCGUUCUUGAGCAGAAACGCCCUAUUGGACUUGUACUUCAAGAUAAUAUUACCAUCAGUUCUAUAUGGACUAGUCCUUUGGGGCGGCUGCCCUAAUGCGGACCUUCUACAUUCUCUGGAAGUACUUCACCGUAGGGCAGCCAGAAUAAUAUACAACUUGCCCCGAGAUAUGCCCACUGAGGAAGUUUCCCGACAUUCGAACUGGAAUACUUUAACCCUCUAUUAUAAAAUAUCAACUUCGAUUAAUUAAACUACUCCACAGCGUGUUUAUAGGUGAAGCACCUACGGCUCUUUCAUACUUGACAAAUAAACCCUGCACUGCAUACAACUUCAGAAGGAGUAAUAACAUAAUCGUCCCGCGUUUUAACUCGCAGUUUCUUAAAAACUCUAUUAGCUACAGAGGCGCUAUUCUUUGGAACGCUGUCUCGAGUCAUUUUACAGACCAGUUUACUGUUUUUAUCGCAAAGUGAAGAAGGACUCUUAUUUUAAGGAACUUGAUUUUAGCGCACAGUCGGUCCAGUCGCUGCCCAGGCACUACCAAGAUUUUAAAUGCUUUUAACUAUUUUAUGUUUUAAAUGCUGUAGUCAAUUUGCUUAGAGGUAACUAAUGUAAAUUCAUUUUAACCUUGUACUUUUUCUGGUUAGAAUCUUAUUGUAUAUUUUUAGAGUUUUAAUUGUAGUUGUAUUUUGUAAGUAAUGUUAUUCUUAUUUUUUAUAUAGUUUUCCAUUUGUAAUCAUUUUUACACGACCCCCACAAAGCUUUAAAUCAUAUCGUGUUUAAAUAAAGGAUAUGUAUGUAUGUAUGUAAGGCAUCACGCGAGGGCUAUUUUUGUCUUACUAAAUAACAAGUAAUCUUUUUUUUAAAAAAAGUAACCGCGAGGGUCGUUUUUUUCCCUCUAUUUUUUAGCCUCACCAUGUUCCUGUUUUCAUCUCGAGUGUUCGGGUGGAGUUCAGCCUAACAUUUGACGUCUCAAUCCAGCUGAAGUUUCCUAUGGAACAGAAUUCUCUCAAUCCUGUUAAUUUGGCUGUAGAGGUGAGUCCUCCAUUACUCCCUGCCCAAUCCUCCGAGAGGUACACUCAUAUCCUGUCCUUCACAAACAAUAUAGUUGUAACUCAUCAUUUAACUGCUCUUUCGCCAGAUUGACCCUUCGGCCGGUGCUACAGUAAGCUUUGAAGGAUAUUUGUCGGCAUAUAUUAUCCGAGGAGGUGUCUACGGCAAUGGAACAUUGGUAAGGGUUGGUCUUCCUGUGACACUGUCCUACCAAGAAAACCGUUCUCCUGGGAGUCAAUGGUGCACGAGUCUCUCUGUCAACCUGACCGCCCUGGAGUUGAGUGCCGGCCUUUUCUAUCAAUGGCGGCACUGGUGGCACUGGGGUACAAGGCAUACCCGAAAUGAGUUUGGUAAAUGGGAUGCCAUACAACGCAGUUGGAAGGAGCUAGAGAGAUGUGGUUUGGCGCGAUUGAUGGAUAUCUAACUCAUCCAUGAAAACUUUGUAUGUAGCAUAAUUAUCCGGGAGGGGCUUAGUGUCAAAAACCAAACUUAGAGAAGGAGUCUAAUCAUUGUAGUCUUUUCUACGACAAAAAUAUCAGUAGUCAAAGACAACAUUAUAUAUACUUUCAGUACGCAAGUACACCUUUACAGACUUGCGGAACUAUGACAAAGUGCACUAAUAGUGAUCAUGGAAGUGUCUAUUUUUUGCUCCUUUGAUCGACUUGGUUUCAGAAAAAUCGCAACCUGCCAUUUCAUAGCCCUUUAACACAUUGUCAAAUGAUGCUUAGAUUGAAGAGGCUCAAAAUAAUAUAGUUACAAACUUUCUUGAGUUAUAAGGACAUAAUAAAAUAAUGC